UUGAUUGAGUUGUUCUUUGUCUUCAAAAAAAUAACCCAAAAUACUUGUGUAACAUUUUUCUUAGCUUAUAUUCAUUAUUAACUCAAUUAGAGCGUAAACUUUGAUUAUUUUUGUGUGCAUUUGGAAAAUAAAAAAAAAAUGGGAUACUUAAUGAAUGGAAAUGGUGUCACUGCUUUACAAUGGCCCCAAACUCCAACCGAAACCACUGAUGUUUGCGAUGCUAACUCUCCUCUCCUAGCCACGGGUGAGCUACGAGUCGUUAACCAAAUCUUCCAACCAUAUGGCCUUCGUCGAGCCUUCAGUGGCCGUGUGGUGACCGUGAAGUCAUUCGAGGACAAUGCAGUGGUGGUGGAAGCAAUAUUUGCAAACAAGUUGCACGAGCCGAAUGUCCUAGUCAUCGAUGCAGGGGGAAGCCUAAGGCGGUCAAUGGUAGGAAGUGUUCUAGCCCAGAUGGGACAUAACAUGGGGUGGGCUGGGAUAGUUGUAAAUGGGUGCAUAAGAGACAUUGAUGAGAUCAAUUCGAUUGAUAUCGGGAUUCGAGCCUUAGGGUGUGUCCCGGUGAGGUCCUCCAAGAAAGGAGGGGGUGAGAAGAAUGUUACGGUUCAUUUUGGUGGAACUUUGAUUAGGGAUGGAGAUUGGUUAUGUGCUGAUAGUAGUGGCAUUUUGGUGUCUAAUUGUGAGUUAUCUGUUCUUGGACCAACUUAUAGUCCCAUUCUUCAUAAAUAUGGGACUAAUAUGAAUUAUGAGGGUAGUUGCUAUUACACUCAUACCAUUGCUGACUACACUAGCCCAGCUGAACGACACCGGUUGUUCGCGGCUCACUUUCUCGACGAUCUCAACUUCCUACCGAAGUACCUCCCUAAGUCAUUUGAGACCAUUCAAUACCUUGUUGGCGACUCUACUACGGUUGGGAGUGUCAAGCUAAUCAAGUUUCCAAAAGGGCAUCCGUUCAAUUAUAUGAAGAACAAAGUGGAUGAAAUCGAUAGUGAUAACUUCUACAUCAAGUACUCAACAAUUGAAGGUGACAUUCUUGGGGACAAAUGGGAUCAUAUUGAGUAUGAAGUCAAGAUCGAACCUUCGAUUACCGGUAGUCAUUUUAAGAUGACAGGCCACUUCCAUCCCAAAAAAGAUGUCAUGCCUACAGAAAAGGAUGUUAAAUAUGGGCAAGAAGAGCUCAAGAACAUACAUAAGGUUGCUCAAGAAUUCCUCUUCCUCUACCCUCACCUCUAUGCCUGAUGUGGUCAAGAGUUAUUUGGUUACACUAAUAAGUGGACCUGACUAGUAUUAAUACUAUAAUUAUGUGCCCUAAUAAAAUGUUUCAAAAAAAAAAAUGUACCCUAAUAAAUGUAUAACUGGUAUGUUGUAGUUUUAAUAAUCCGGGGAUUAGCGAUUUGAAUACAAAUCUUGCCCUAAAGAGGGCGACUAUGAAGGUAUUUUUAUAUUGCUAUAGAAAUGUA
Messenger RNA from Chenopodium quinoa (quinoa), 1457 nucleotides. RefSeq lists its product as uncharacterized. The coding region runs from base 139 to 1236 and encodes 365 amino acids. Gene Ontology annotation, molecular function: abscisic acid binding; signaling receptor activity; ribonuclease inhibitor activity. The transcript has 2 exons. Gene Ontology annotation, biological process: regulation of RNA metabolic process; defense response; abscisic acid-activated signaling pathway. The record is from RefSeq and is a predicted model, not a curated record. Lineage: Eukaryota; Viridiplantae; Streptophyta; Magnoliopsida; Caryophyllales; Amaranthaceae.